AUGACAGUAAAAUAUUUAUGCGUUGCUGAAAAACCUUCGAUAUCGAAAUCAAUCACCCAGAUCCUCUCAUCGGGCAGCUUCAAUACACGCAGCACUUCGAGCAAAUUCAUAAAAAACUAUGACUUCAGUUAUAAAAUGUCUGGGUAUAACGGUCGCCAGGUAGAUUUCACUGUCACUGCCGUUGCUGGUCAUCUCACCACGGCUGAAUUCCCCAAAGAGAUGCGCAAAUGGCACAGUUGCGAUCCUGUCCAAUUAUUUAAUGGGAGAGUGGAGAUAAGCACAUCAAGCAGCAUGUCUGCUAUAGAGAAUAAUCUCAAAAGUGAAGCUAGACGCGCGAGUCAUCUGAUGAUAUGGACAGAUUGCGAUCGUGAAGGUGAACAUAUUGGAUCAGAGAUUGUGAAUGUAUGCAGACAGGCCAAUCCGAGAAUUGAAGUGAUUCGGGCGAAGUUUUCAGCUAUCAUACCCAAUCAGAUUCAUCACGCUGCUCGUAAUCCUGUUAUGUUGGAUAUGAAGCAGGUUCGCGCUGUUGAGACGCGUAUUGAAUUGGAUUUACGCAUCGGUGCCGCUUUUACUAGACUAAUGACUCUCAAUUUAUCAAAACAGGUGGCGGAGCUCGACGGGAAGCUGAUAUCAUACGGACCUUGUCAAUUUCCAACUUUGGGUUUCGUAGUCGAUCAAUACCAGCGUAUAAAGGAUUUUAUUACGGAAAAUUUCUGGUACAUCUUCCUCUCUAUCAACCAUCGUGAAGAAAAUGGCAGAAAGAAAGCUGUGACAUUCAACUGGAAACGUGAUCGACUGUUUGAUGCUCAGAUUGCCUUCUUGCUGUAUGAGAGAUGCAUCACUAAUCCCACAGCAAGAGUGACCAAAGUGGAGACCAAGCCACACACUAAAUACAAGCCCUACCCUUUGACUACAGUUGAGCUACAGAAAUCUGGAUCUCGGUUGCUAAAACUUUCUCCGAAACAAGUCUUGGAUAUAGCUGAAAAAUUAUAUCAACAGGGCUUUCUUUCAUAUCCACGUACAGAAACAGACCAAUACGAUCCAUCGUUCAACUUCGAAUCGCUGAUAGAAAAGCAGACAGCCAACUCAACAUGGGGAGAAUAUGCACAGUCACUUCAAUUUGAUAGAUUUGAUAGACCACGUAACGGAAAGAAGAACGACAAGGCGCAUCCACCGAUCCAUCCUACCGCCCAUGCACCGUCAUUAUCUGGAAAUGAGAAGCGAGUAUAUGAGUUAAUUACACGCAGAUUUCUUGCUAGUUGCUCCAAAGAUGCUAAAGGAAAGAACACAACCGCUGAGUUAGAGAUGGCUGGAGAGAUAUUUAAAGCGUCGGGGUCUGUCCUGAUUGAGAAGAACUAUUUAGAGGUAUACAUCUACGAGAAAUGGUCAAAUCAAACCAUACCUAAUUUUGAACAGGGUGAGGUAUUUCAGCCGUCUAUUUGCGAAUUAAGAGAGGGUAAAACUACACCACCGACAUUGCUCACUGAAGCUGAUCUCGUCUCUUUGAUGGACAAGAAUGGUAUAGGCACUGAUGCCACUAUUGCUGAACAUAUACACAAAAUUAUCGACAGAGAAUAUGUCAUGGAGCACAAAUUGGGAUCUACCAAGUACCUUGUACCUUCUACGCUCGGCGUUGCACUAGUUGAAGGAUACAAUAAGAUGAAUUUCGACAAGAGUUUCGCUAAACCUCAACUCAGGCGGGAGAACGAGGAAAAGAUGAACAUGAUAGGUGAAGGUAUAGCCCAGAAGAGUGACGUUUUGCUCGAAUCGAUUAAUCAGUAUAGAGAUAUAUACAACAGAUCAGCCCUUCAAUUUGCAACUCUGGUGAAUAGUGUGAAGCACUACCUACAGAAUGCUGAUGCAUUUGAUGACAAUGUCAUUGCGGAGAAUGAUCAAAAUGCCCGAGGCGAAGACGAAGGCGGUGGCGGGUUUGGUGGAUUCAAUAAUAACAACAACAACGACAAUAGCGAUAGCGAUAUGGAUGAUGCACCUCCGCCUCCUCGCGGCAGAGGGCGACCGCGCGGAACGACUAGUCAACGCACGACAGGUGCAAGCAGAACAAGUCGGAGCAAUGGUAACGCAUCUGAAUUCAGAGUAACGCAGAUGUAUGAACCACCAACAAAGUCCAACUCUAAUCACAAAGCUCAACCGCCAAAAGAGGGUCAAGUGCGCUGCAAAUGUGACCUCUCAGCUAAACGAUUCGUCACCUCACAAGGUGCAAAUAAAGGCAGGGCAUUUUGGAAAUGUCCCAAUACUUCAAAGACUGCGCAAUGUGGUUUCUGGUCAUGGGAGGAUUCAAUGGAUAGUCCAAAUACAUCUGCUCAAGUUGUUGAUGAUAGUGAGGAAGAUUUGUUGGGUGAUGAAUUGAUCGCAGAUGAUGAUGGUGAGAUCCCCUACUGCGAUCUUUGCAGUAGGAACGGACAUUGGCCGGCAAGAUGUACCAAUCCGACAACAGGACCUGCACCUAAAUCCACAUCCACUGUAAAAUCCAAGAAGUCAUCGUCCAGCGGUGUCGGUGUUAAUAAUACAAAGAAAGGUGACACAUGUUACAAGUGUAACAAGAAGGGACACUGGGCUAGCAACUGUCCCAACGAAGGCAAACCCCCAGCAAAAAGAAAAACAUAUACCAAGAAAUCAACACAAAAGAAGCAACGCAGAACAUGA
This is a messenger RNA of Wallemia ichthyophaga EXF-994, 2664 nucleotides long. RefSeq names its product DNA topoisomerase 3. NCBI's taxonomy places the organism in Eukaryota, Fungi, Basidiomycota, Wallemiomycetes, Wallemiales, Wallemiaceae. The record is from RefSeq and is a predicted model, not a curated record. Gene Ontology annotation, cellular component: nucleus. Gene Ontology annotation, biological process: DNA topological change. The transcript has 3 exons. Bases 1 to 2664 code for a protein of 887 amino acids. Gene Ontology annotation, molecular function: zinc ion binding; DNA topoisomerase type I (single strand cut, ATP-independent) activity; DNA binding.